Periophthalmus magnuspinnatus is the source of this 1014-nucleotide messenger RNA. Its product is annotated as 1-phosphatidylinositol phosphodiesterase-like. The record is from RefSeq and is a predicted model, not a curated record. The transcript has 3 exons. Gene Ontology annotation, biological process: lipid metabolic process. Gene Ontology annotation, molecular function: phosphoric diester hydrolase activity. NCBI's taxonomy places the organism in Eukaryota, Metazoa, Chordata, Actinopteri, Gobiiformes, Gobiidae. Bases 7 to 981 code for a protein of 324 amino acids.
GGGACAAUGAAAAGAGACAACAUGUUUCUAGAAGUGAUUUUACUUUUGGGAGUCACUGGUCUGAGCUCCAGUGCCAUCCAGCGCCCAGACUACGACGACACCCCUCACCCCGAGUUCCUGAACCCCUCGUGGAUGUCCUACCUUCCUGAUGACCAGCCGCUGUCAGAGGUCACCAUGCCCGGUACCCACAACACCAUGGCCCUGUUCGGGGGGGUCUACGCUGAAUGCCAGACCUGGAGCCUGGCCUCUCAGCUACGGGCUGGGGUGCGCUUCCUGGAUGUCCGUGUUCGUCACGUUAAUGGCAACCUCACCCUUCAUCAUGGGGUCUCCUACCAGCGGGCGCAUUUCGGGCACGUCCUGGAGGGAGUGGUGGAAUUCCUCACUGAGUUUCCCACGGAGACAGUGCUGAUGAGGGUGAAGGAGGAGUUCAGUGAGACCAAUGACAUCUAUGGUGCAGUGGUGGACUAUAUUCACCGUUAUGCCCAUUGGGACCUGCUGUGGCACAGCCGUCUGGUGCCCACAGUGGGGGAGGUGCGGGGCAAAAUCAUUAUUAUGCAAGACUUCUCUGGUCCAGACCUGGGCAUGCGCUACUGGUCCAUGGACAUAGCGGACCGCUGGAAGGUGCCCACUCUUCUGCAUGUCAAGGAGAAAUGGCAGAGCAUCUAUGACCACCUGGAAGCUGCUCCGGGGGGAAACCUGGCCCAGAUCUUCCUCACCUACAGCAGUGGGGCGGGGUUGUUUGCCUUCCCCAGAGCUGUGGCCCAACGAGUCAACCUGCUGCUUUACGAAUAUCUCCAGUCCAAAACCGUCCAGAACCAGCGUCUGGGAAUUAUCUGCAUGGACUUCCCCGCUGCGCCCAUGAUUCAAAUGAUUAUUGAUUUUCAACUCAUAAAAGAGUUCAGCACGGUCCAUCCUGUGGCAAGUUUGAAAAAUACAACUGAAAGCAUCAGGCAUAAAAUUAACACAAAAAACAUUGCUUAAGAUGAAAAAAUAAAAAGAAGCCUACAACACUGA